Molecule: messenger RNA, 1865 nt
Organism: Triticum aestivum (bread wheat)
Lineage: Eukaryota; Viridiplantae; Streptophyta; Magnoliopsida; Poales; Poaceae
Exons: 2
Coding region: 128-1267 (379 amino acids)
Source: RefSeq, a predicted model, not a curated record
CCUUGCUGCCUUUGGGGACAGUACGCGUUUCGUCUGCUCAGUCCUCCUCCUGCGCUGCUACAAGCACCACCAUCGCCAGUUGCAACCCAUCCCAUCCCACCAGCGCGCGCACGGACCGAGACCGGCAAUGGCGAGCUCGGCGCCUCCCUUCCUCUCCCUCCUCCUCCUCGUCCUCGUCGCUGCUGCCGCGGCGGCCUCGGCCUCGGAAGAGCGCCCGCGCGUCACCCCCACCUUGGUCCAGUGCCACCCUCCGCAGGCGCAGGCAACCGCCAACGCCAGCAGCGCCAAGAACGCCACGGCAUUCCGCGCCAACGUGAUGUCCCUCCUCGCCAAGCUUCCCUCCGCCGCGGCGCCCACGGGCUUCGCCUCCCUGCGCUCCGCCGGAGUGGUCGGACGCGACGUCGCGUUCGUCCGCGGGCUCUGCUUCGGGUACGCCACGCCGUCCCAGUGCCGCGAGUGCCUGGCCGCCGCGGCCAGGAAGCUCGCCGACGCCUGCGGCGCCCGCGGCCGGCGCGCCGGCGUCUGGACAGACGGCUGCUUCGCGUCCUACGCCGACGUGAACCCCUCCUCGCCCAGCUACGACGGCUUCCGCGCGCGCAUCAUCACCGGUGCCGACGCGCUCAUCACCAGCACCUCCUACGAGCUGCAGAGCCUCGCCGACCUGGCCUGGCGCAUGGGGCCAGUCGCGGCCACCAACGCGGGGAUGCAGGUGGCCGUGGACUGGACAGCCGCGGCGAGCGACUACAGUAAGAACAGCACGGUGCGCGUGCUGGCGCAGUGCGCGCGGGACCGCACGGCGGAGGAGUGCGCGUGGUGCGUCCAGUACUCGGCGCGGGUGGCGGAGACCUGCGCCUGGUCCUGGUGCCCCCGGCAGUCGGCGCGGGCGGGGGACACCUGCUGCUGGGGCCUCGACGCGUGGCGCGACGGCGUGGCCGGCGCCGUCGUCGGCUUCGACUGCUACCUGCGCUUCGACGUCGCCGUCGCCACCGCCACUGCGCCGGCGCGGGUGCCCCUGCUGAAAAGGAUCGGGAAGUUGAUGAACGAUCACCCUGUCCUCGCCGCGGCGUUCGGGAUAGUCGGCGGCGGGCUGGCCGUGGCAGCAUUCUACGUGCUGAUUGAGGGGAUCUGCCGCUGGAUGGAGAGCAAGAUCAGGCCCGUCAACAACGCCCCAGUUGUGCCAGUAGCAGGUACGUACAAUCUUCUCCACUCAUCUGUGCCAGGGAUUCAAGGAAGGAUGUUCUUUCUUUCUCUCAUGUUCAAAUUCUAAUUUAGCUGAGUGCAUUUGCUGGAUGUGCAUUGCAAGAGAUGGAUGAUCUGAACCUCCAACGUGUUAUGCUCUGCUCAAAUCUGAAUACAGAUGUAACUGCGUCUGAAUUGCACGUCUCCUUGCAGUUGCAGGGCCGGCGGCCGUCCGGGCGGGAGUGGAGAUGAACCCCCCGCAGCCGCAAGCCAGGGUGAUGGACUGAUGGUUUGAUUUCAGCAACCGCUCGGCGAUCGAUCUGCACUGCGGCAGCAACAUACUCCAGUAGCCAAGUCUGUAAAUAGUUAAGCAUGCGUGCACUAAGCAGCAGUAGUAGCAGCACCAGCAGUACCGACUCUCGACUCUUGAUGCUGCUGGUCUUCGGAAUCCAGACUUAAUUCGUGCUUGCAGAUCUCUUAUAUAUAGGAGUAGAAGAGAAACAUAAGUAUUAAACCUUUAAUCCUCGAUCCACCGUUGAUGCCCGUGUUACGAUAUAUGGGAGUUAUUCUCAGCUAUGAAGUUAUCAUGAACUAGUAAUAUGUGAGUUGCCAACUGUUUACAUACUGUUAUGGGCUCCAAAACUUAUCUCGGCUUUUUUCUUUCUGAACAACAAAAACUUAUCUCA